ACGCUGGUUGACUUCCUUCAUAAACCGGAAAUGAUAAAGACGAAUAACCUGACCUUCCGCGGUAGGUUACCUCUGCAAGCAUGGCGGCCCGAGCACUGACGAAAGGACUGUUGGGGCUGCGGCUGCUGCGAGCUGUCACCCCCGGGCCCUCAUGUGGAGGACAUCAGUAUGCUACUGCUACGUCUGCGAAACCUGUUCAACCUGUACAUGAGGAUGUUACAGAGAAGAUCAUGAGCCUGUCUCUGGAGAAACCCGACUUCUUCCGUGUGGCGGAGCUCUUCUCCUGCAAAGACCUGUUCGACGCCAGAGUUCAUCUGGGACAUAAGAGAGGUUGCAGGCACAGCCUUAUGGAGCCUUACCUCUACGGCUGCCGCUUGGACCAAGAUAUAAUCGAUCUUGACCAGACUAUGGAGCACCUUCAGCAGGCCCUGAACUUCACUGCCCACAUAGCGUACCGUGGCGGCGUCAUACUGUUCAUCAGCCGCUGCCGUCAGUUCGGCCACCUGGUGGAGACCACUGCUAAGGACUGCGGGGAAUACGCCCACACGCGGUACUGGCAGGGUGGUCUCCUCACCAACGCCCCCAUCCAAUACGGUCCAGGCGUUCGCUUACCAGACCUCAUCAUCUUCCUGUCCACCCUCAACAACGUGUUCCAGCAGCACGUGGGCAUCAGAGACGCAGCCAAGAUGAACAUUCCCACAGUGGGUGUGGUGGACUCGAACUGUAACCCCUGCCUCAUCACGUACCCCUUGCCUGGGAAUGAUGACACUCCGGCUGCCAUGGAGCUGUACUGUCGCUUAUUCAAGAUGACCAUCAGCCGUGCCAAAGACAAAAGGAGACAGAUGGAGCUACUGCACAGCCUCACUGCUCCCUCCACGCCCAGUUCAUGACAUCAUAUCUUCUAAUAUAAGAGACAUUAAUAAUUGUGUAUUAAUGAGUUAAGACUGGCUGCUGCUCCCAUUCAUCAUCUAUAUAUAGAAAAGCUCUUAUAUCGGUGUAUGUGGCCAAGUUGAAUAAGCCACAGUGCUGUCUUUGUAUAAAAUCUGCAGUUGUUUCCGUGACAUCAGCGUCUCGUCGAAUCACAUUUUCCCCGUACUAGACCUGUAAGAGAUGAGUGAUGUUGCAGACGGUUUGUGAAGUUAUAAAGUAUGUUGUGCAUCACUGUUGACUUCUAACAUCAGGCAGCACUUUGUGUUACUGCCAUAUUCACACUCACAUGCUCUAGAACAUAACGUUAUUAACUCAAUAUAACAAAAUCUCAACUAUUUACGCAAUAGAGCAUCAUUUGAAACAAAAGAUUUUCUAUGGUCACAUAUUGUAUAGCGUCAUUGGCUUUAAGACUUGUUCUAGCUAGUGUGAAAUAUGUUAUGAGUUCUCUUCAUGUGUAUUAGCUCUCCAAGCAAUAUGUACUGGUGCACACAGUAAAUAUAAGACCACACAUUGAGUCAUUUUCAACACUGUAUGUGCUGCAACAUGUCAACAACAAAUUGUCAUAAAGCCUUUAAAUGAAUAAAUGAAUAUUGUGUGUAUUG
This is a messenger RNA of Paralichthys olivaceus (Japanese flounder), 1532 nucleotides long. It is a transcript of the gene mrps2, whose product is annotated as mitochondrial ribosomal protein S2. Lineage: Eukaryota; Metazoa; Chordata; Actinopteri; Pleuronectiformes; Paralichthyidae. The record is from RefSeq and is a predicted model, not a curated record. Gene Ontology annotation, biological process: translation. Gene Ontology annotation, molecular function: structural constituent of ribosome. Gene Ontology annotation, cellular component: mitochondrial small ribosomal subunit; ribosome.